Molecule: messenger RNA, 961 nt
Organism: Cylicostephanus goldi
Lineage: Eukaryota; Metazoa; Nematoda; Chromadorea; Rhabditida; Strongylidae
Source: the annotation of a GenBank genome assembly
AUUCUCCUUUCAGGCAGAAGCUACGUAACAGCCAAAACUUUGACAAUAAAUGUUUAUUGUAACGAUAUAAAUUCAGGGAGGCAGUAUUCUCCUCGUUGAUCUGAGUAGUCGUAAAUGCAUCGCGGAACUGAGCGCACCGCAGAGCAUACACGAAGUAGAGGUAGUGCAAGAUGAGGAUGCCACUGAUGUUUUGCUUACCAGCUUCACAGGAGCACAGUGGAUUAUACCUCUCGAAAAUGGAGGUCGAAGCCUCACCGAAGUUUUGACAGCGUGUAUCCCGUCUGAAUUUAAGAAGGUUGAACCAUCCACUUCACACUUGGGCAUCUGCUCGGAGGGUGUAACCGUACUGGACAGCGCUGGAUGUUUUGUAGAAUUGCACUCAAGUCUGUCCAUAAAUGGAGGAGUUCCCAAAAAGCGAUACAAACUACCGCCCGAUACUUGGAUGGUGCAUUACACUGGGAGUGUUCUAUUCGCAGUUUCAAAGCAAGCAGAAGUGAGGAGUGCUAUGCAUUUUGGAAUGAGUGCUGUACGACUGGAGUUCUCUCUUAUAAAAGGUGCAUGUGAAUGGCGACCGCUGGGAUUCGUGUCUCUCUCCUUGCGACCUGCUCGUUUGCCUUCAUGUCUGCUCAUCAACGAGCGUGGUCUGAUCCGCAUUGUACAAAGUAGUAACAGGCGAGUUUUCUGUCCUCUGGAGAACAUCGCCGCAGAGUUCCUAUUUCGAGUUCCUUCCUUUUCUUUGGCGGCAGUGCAGCAGGUUGCCAGAGCCUGUUCAAUAGACGGCACUCAAUUGCAGCGCAGUGUAGUGCCAACGUUGUUGUCUGCGAGGCGUGGAAAGUCUUUGUCGGCUACUGAUCUUUCUCAUUUAUUGCUUCUAUCGAAAGUAGUAGGGUCUACAGAUCAACAUGGAGAACUUGGUGGAUUUGUUUGCUACUUAUCAACAGGAGGAACAGCUGUUGCCUGA